AUGGCGCCAAACGGUUCCCCAUUUUAGCGCGAAGAGCACUCACGCUUAAAUUAGCUGUAAUUUGUAAAGUUUAACAUUAAGUUGCUGUUUUAAUUGUUCAAAAAUGUUAGUAAAGUGUGCUUUGGUUCUAUUUUGUAUUUCAUCAGUAUUUUGUGAUAGAACUGAAGAGCCGAGAAGUGCCAAAAUAUUUUCAUUUGAAGGCACCAAAGGGGAUUUUGAGGUGGGUUUGGAUUUUUCACUCCCGUUUCUAAAGAUACCAGUAAAAUCUCCUGUGGAUCCUGGAACACCGUAUGCGCAUCAUGGCCUGGAUUUCCCAAAAAUCAAUGUGAAUUUGUCUUCGCUGUUCGUCGGUGGUCUGAUAUUAUUCAUAACUACUGUUAUUUCACCGCUCCUUUCCAAAACUCAUGGAAUCAAUCCCUGGGAUCGCUCUUCUAGAGUUUCAGAUAAUGAAGCAGACUAUAAUCCGCUGUUAGAUUUUAGCCACGAAAUGUUGAUAAAGAACAGAGGAUGUUUGGAACGAAUCGCUUGUACAUCCAGCCAGCACCUACAUGAUAUUAAUAGUUUGAGAUCUAUGAAGCUGAUAAUGAGGAACAACCUGUUAUCAUCAAUAUUAAACACCACGGCAUUAGAAGAAGCAGCAGACCAUGGUCUACAAGGCAGUGAUUGUGACAAAUUUGGCCCAUGUAGUUUGGGCGCGGAAGAUUUUAUCAGAGUUCUUAAUAAUCUCGCUGGCAUAAAGAAAAGGAAAUAGGAAUAACUUUUGUUUAAGAAAAUUAUUGUUGUAUUGUUAAGUUUGUUUUAAUAAAUGU
Messenger RNA from Colias croceus (clouded yellow), 809 nucleotides. RefSeq lists its product as uncharacterized. NCBI's taxonomy places the organism in Eukaryota, Metazoa, Arthropoda, Insecta, Lepidoptera, Pieridae. The transcript is spliced from 5 exons. The record is from RefSeq and is a predicted model, not a curated record. Bases 104 to 751 code for a protein of 215 amino acids.